AACUGACGCGAUAAAUUCUUAUCUAUGACAUUGACAUGUAAAUCAGUCGAAUUGGUUGUUCCACCACUAACAGAUACAUCGCACAAGUGCUGAAACGUAGCCUACUGCAAAGUGUAGACGGAAUAAAAAUUAACACCGAAAAAAAGUGAUUCAGUGUUUUUCGAACAUUGGAGCAUCAGCCAUUUACACCAUGGAGUACUACUUCCUCGUUGGUAUCCCAGGUUUGCUAUUAUUUUGUGCGUACGUGUAUUUUUGGAGGUUUCGUCCAUUGCUUGGGGGCGAGUCCAAGCAAAAGUUAAGCUUCGUGCCCGAUGCUGAUAACAACCCUGAUACGGAUUACGAAAUAACGGAACCUGCGCUAGUUCGAUAUUUACUCAACAAAGAAGCUGUGGAAGAACUCGACGAAGCUGAAGCUGAAAUACCUGAAAUGCUGGACGUUUUAAAAGACCUCGACAAAGCAUCGAAAAUCACCCUGUUCGAAACUCACCAAUGUAGCAUAAACGCGAUGAAAGAUUUCAAGCAAGCGUUUCACGCUUUCGUCGUCUUCAAAACGACAAGUGAAACAGAGGGAGACUAUUGGUGGUCACUAGAAAAGGGCAUCGACUACAUCACUUUACAACGAUCCCUAAACAAAAUAAACGUCAGGGACAAAUUUUAUGGCGAAGGCCGAAAUAAAGUCAAACCCAUUGUUGACAAUUUGACGGGCAAGGGAUCGAUCAAGGAUCUUCUGGCAAUACUGUGGACCCAACAAAUGAUUCCAGAAAAGUACCACAUCCGGAAAUCCAACUGCCAAUCCUUAGUCACUUACGUCAACAAACAGAUGACUGAAGUAGGAUACGACUACAAUGGUUUUUUCAAAUACUCUCUCCCUCCUAAAAGUAACCGAAACGUCAUGUUCGACAUAAUCAAAGUCGUUUCGCAUCUGAAUUCGUGGCAUCCGUUAUUCUCUCUCAUUUAUAUGGAAGGAGCCGUCAUUAUUGAUGAACUAAUUGAGAGCGGGAAGUAUCAAAUCAACACCAUCUACAAGGGAAUUACUCCGCUCCAAUGUGCCAUCAGGUAUUCGAAAACCCAAAUGGUCAAACAUUUUCUACAAAACCUUCAAGCCGACCCAACGAUGCGCGACGACACGGGAAACGACGCACUUCAGGUGGCCGCCAUCUUCACAAAGGAGACGGAGAUCUUCGAUCUGCUACUCGCACAUGACAAAGUCAAAAUUGACGAUGUUAACGAAUCGGGACAAACUGCGCUUCAUGCUGCCGCUCUCGCCUCCAACGUCAUCGCAGUCAAACACUUGAUAAACAAAGGAGCCCAUCCCAACAUUUUUGACAAACGUGGUCUAACUCCUCUUCAUGUGGCAGCAGCACAGGAAACGGAUAACAACGAAAUCUUCGAUCUACUUCUACUAGCUAAAUCAAUUAAAGGGAUGGGCAAUGUCAACGAUCCGAACGAACUAGGAGUGACUGCACUUCCUAGUGCCGCCUGCGGGUCCAGUAAAACCACUGAAGGAUGCCGGAUGAGAAAGGGCGCAGAUCAAACUUAUUGGGGCGAUUUUUUGAAUCCAACACUUCAAUUACAGGCAUUGCUGCACGGAACAAAGGACUUCAAAAUCAUAGAUCUAUUACGACUACUGCAGGUGCUGGAAAAAAACAACCAAGAAAAACUAGUAACUUGCACCGAGAAUAACAAGCAGACACUCGAAGGGAAAAUAUUUGCUCAGUUAAUAAGAAAAGGCAUUGCCAAGGAAAAAGGACGAGAAAGAACCCCUUUUCGCAGUGAGGCAGUUGAAGAAUUCGACAGCGAAACAGGUGUGGCUCGCCGUUUUGCAGAGAACCGUGCCGAUCCUCCUUCAACUAACUUUACAUUAAAAGAUGGACUCCGAAUAGCAAGAGCAAAGAGUUCAAAGGAAAUCGAUGAAAUGAUGAAGGAAGGAAACUUCGAUAUCCACGACCGUUAUGAAAAUGGAGAAACCCCUCUGUGCUUCGCCAUACGCGGCAAUAACGCCAACGUUGUUGAAUGCUUGUUGGAAAAAGGAGCCGACCCCACUACGGGCGACAAUAACGGCAACACUCCAUUGCAAGUAGCAGUAGCAUUGCAUAAGGAUUUGAAGAUUCUCGAUUUACUUGUGGAACGUGGAAAAGUUGACUUAAAUGACAGCAACAACACACCUGGAGACACUGCCCUCCAUAUGGCCAUCAAGACAUCAAACGUGACUGCCGCUCGCUUCCUAUUAUCAAAAGGAGCCAACCCCAACGUCGCCAAUAAAAAAAAUGGAGUCACUCCACUCCAUCUGGCGGCUGGUUAUGCCAAAAACAUGGACAUCGUCGAGCUACUCGCGAAUCACAAGGACCUCGACGUCCAUGCUUUAGACGUUAAGGGACAAAAUGCGCUACACUAUGCAAAAAAGAACAAGCACGGGCAAAGUGAAAUCAUUAUUAAUCUAUUGAAAGAGAAAUACAGCUUUGACGGACGGCUAAACUUGAACAGAAAUUCGAUUCGUGGAAUUGCGAAACACUUUCAUCAACUUCUAAACAGUAACUUGUUAAAGGGCGAUGAUGAAGAUGAAUGUCAAGACAAAUUCCAGACAGCUUCAGAAUUCCAUCUUUAUGGCGAAGUAAAAUUUUCGGAUGUAAAAGAGAUUCGAAACUUGAUGGAAAAGGGAGAAGAUCUCAGCAAAGCGACAUGGGGUGGAGGAACGAAUGCACUUCAUGCGGCCUCAAAAUAUGCGCCAAAACCGGAGUCGCUCGAUGUCAUCCUGGCAACUGGGAAAUUCGAUAUAAAUAGCCGCGACGGAAAUGGGGUAACACCUUUACAUUAUGCAAUACGUGAAAACAAGGUGGAAAUGGCUCGCUACUUGCUGGAGAAGGGAGCCGAUCCCACCAUACGCGACAACGAUGGUAUCACGCCGCUGCAUGUGGCAGCGGCAUCCAUUACGGAUUCCGAUUUCCUCCGCUUGCUGCUAGACAACGAAAAAGUCGACAUCAACGAAAGUAGCCAGUCUGGAAUGACUGCCCUUCAUUUCGCAAUGAGGACAUCCAACGUGACCGCCGCUCGCUUUCUGUUAUCAGAACGAGCUAAUCCCAACGCGACUACCCAUGAAAAUGGAUAUAGUCCACUCCAGGUGGCGGUCUUUUAUGCACGCGACGCUCAAGACGUGGACACUAUCGAGUUACUCCUGAGUCACAAAGACGUGGACGUUAACUAUCUGGACAGCAAUGGAGGAAAUGCGCUACAUUACGCAAAGAACAAUCUGCACGGGCACGGUCAAAGAAUUGCCAACCUCUUGAAGAGAAACGGCGUCGUGGAAACACAAGUCAACAACGAAACAGAGGACAUUAUAGCAAUUAUGCUAAGUAGCGCUGCCAACCUUUUAGGCGUAGAAUUCAUUACCGCCCUGAUGAAGAUGAGAGCAGGUAUCAGCAACGCGACAUUGCGAGAUAGCGGAAAGAACGAACAUGGCGCGGUAUGGACGCAAUUACUGGAUUUCAUUUUGACAAGUGUAAAAUUCGAUUUUAACAAAAAUGGCAACGACGGAGAAACACCUCUCCCUCACGCAAUGGAAGGAUCCAAAAUGAAAAUAAAUGCUUGGCAACUGAUUCAAAGGGGAGCCCAUCCCACCACUCCACUGCAUCUGGCGGCAUUUCAGGCAUUCGAAAAAGCGGACAUCGACUUUGCCCUGCAAAUGAAACAAGUCGACAUUGAUGGCCGUGAUAGAGAUGGCAAAACGGCUCUUCAUUUCGCAUUCAGUGCUAACAACGCGGCAAUGGCUCGCUACUUGCUGGAAAAGGGAGCCGAUCCCACCACGCGCGACAAUGAUGGAAUCACUCCUUUUCAUCUGGCAGCGGCAUUUACUGAGGAUUCCAAUAUUCUCGACUUACUUCUAGCGAAUGAAAAGCGAAUUGAUAUCAACGAAAGUAACAACUCUGGAUUGACUGCACUCCAUAUGGCAAUCAAGACAUCCAACGCGACUAUCGCUCGAUUUCUCUUAUCUAAAAGAGCUGAUCCAAACGCUACCGACAAAAACGGACAAACUCCGCUGCAUCUGGCGGCAAAAUAUGCAAAAGACAUGGACAUUGUUGAGUUACUCUUGAAUCAUCAAGACGUGGAUGUCAACUAUUUGGACAAUAGCGGACAAAGUGCACUACAUUACGCAAGGGAAAACGAACACGGGCAGAGUGAGAGAAUUGUUACUCUUUUGAAGGAAAAGGGCGCCGAAGAUGAAGGAAUCAACCAGGGACCGGAGAACUUUGCGGCACCGGUUUUGAGCGCAAUCAAAAAUUCUAACGCGUUUAAAAAUAUCAUAUCAGAUUUUAUCACUGCCUUCGGUGACCAGAUGGGAUUCAAUGAACUUGAUGUGGCGGAAGCUAAACCAAAACUCGAAGCCUUUCUGGAAACCGGGAAAUUAAAUUCCAACAAACUUAACAAAGAUGGAAACACUACCCUCAAUCACGAUGGAACCAAUCCUACCGUAAAUGCCCCUGAUGCGACUCAAAUGGGUACAAAUCCCAACAAAGCCGACAAGAAUGGAGUCACCCCCCUUCAUUUGGGCGACUGUAUUAAAGAAAUAACUGAAAUUACAGGACAAAUCCUGGGACUCGCACAAGUUGACGUCGAUGCUCUUGACAAAGACGGAAACACUGCUUGUAUCGCAGGAUUAACUAACACCUUGAAUACUACUCUCGCCUUGAUGCCAAAGCUAAUCAACACCUAUAACUACUGGGACAGCGUUGGGAGAGGUGCGCAAAAUCUCAAGCAAAUAAUUGCUAAUCAGUCCAAAAAAAGCGACGUCGUCACAGCUAAAGUCGACGACCAAACAAAGCAAAUUGCGACACGGACGGUAUUAAAAGCGAUCUUCGAUUCGGACGUCGAAAAAAUUCGUGCACUGAUCAAAAAUGGAUUAGAUCUUAGCACUGAGGCAUGGGGGGAGAGCAAAAUGAAUGCACUUCAUGUGGCCUCAUAUUAUGCAAAGACGACAGAUGUCAUCGACGUCAUUCUGGAAACGGGAGAAUUCGACAUCAACGGAGGUGACAACGACGGACUGACACCUCUCCAUAACGCAAUACUGGGACUCUACCCUACAAUAAAUGUUGUUCACCUGAUCAACAUGGGAGCCGACCCCAGCAUUGCCAACAAGGACGGAAUCACUCCGCUACAUCUGGCGGUCUUUUCCGCCAAAGACGUGCGCCUCGUCGAGUUACUACUCAAUCAUCCAGACGUCGAUGUCAAUUACUUGGACAACUGGGGAAGAAAUGCGCUAGAUUACGCAAAGGACAACAAACACGGGCACGGUGAGAGAAUUGCCAAUCUGUUGAAAGAGAAAGGCGCCGUACAGUCAGAAAUCAACAAAGAAUCGGGGAACAUUGCGGCAUUGGUACCAGGUCACAUCAAAGAAGAUCCGGACAUGAAAACGAUUCGUUUCUUGAUAGAAAAUGGACAAGAUAUUAGCGCGUUGACAUGGGGAGAAAACGGAACGAACGCACUUCACGUAGCGGCAGCUAAUGAAAAGACGACGGAUCUUAUCGACGCCAUUCUGGAAACGGGAAAAUUCGACAUCAACGGAUUGGACAACGAUGGCCACACACCUCUCCAUCACGCAAUGGAUGGAUCGAAUCGUACAGUAAAUGUUCCUUAUCUAAUUAAAAAGGGAGCCGAUCCCAACAUUGCCAAUAAAACUGGAAUUACUCCACUGCAUUUGGCGGCACAAAAAGAAGAGACGACGGAACUCAUUGACAUCAUCCUGGGAACCGGGCAAUGCAACAUCAACCCAGUUGACAACGACGGAAGGACACCUCUUCAUUACGCAAUUAAGAGACCCAAGCCAAUUACAAUCAAUGCUCGUCGUCUGAUUAAAAUUGGAGCCAACCCCGGCGUCGCUGACAAGAACGGAGUCACACCUCUUCACAUGGCAGUGAGAAAUGCAGAAUCGAUGGAUCUGAUCGAGAUUCUCCUCAAUACUGAAGCGGUGGACGUGAAGAAUGUCGAUAAACAAGGGCGUACUGCUCUCGAUUGUGCUAGAGGCAACAAACACGGACUAGGCCAGAGGAUUAUCGAUCGUCUGGAGGAAUAUGGCACAGAGGAAUAGCAACUCCUUGGUUCCUCGCCAGACAGUAGGAGCAUAGGGCAGAAUCCGGAUGUGAGCUCGGGACGCCGACGAAAGAAUGCUUCCUGGAUUGAAUUGUCUUCGUUAUUAGUGAAAAUGGCCAGUUAAGGUUUUCUAGAUGUAUUUGAGUAACUUUAGUCAUUUAGUGUUAGACUACAUUAACAACAGCAACAUACCUUGUUAAAAAAUAAACUACACUGGUGCAAAAUUAAUUAUGAUUCAU
Molecule: messenger RNA, 6320 nt
Organism: Daphnia pulex (common water flea)
Lineage: Eukaryota; Metazoa; Arthropoda; Branchiopoda; Diplostraca; Daphniidae
Exons: 2
Coding region: 191-6079 (1962 amino acids)
Biological process (GO): regulation of gene expression
Cellular component (GO): nucleus
Molecular function (GO): protein binding
Source: RefSeq, a predicted model, not a curated record